This is a messenger RNA of Sinocyclocheilus grahami, 2043 nucleotides long. RefSeq names its product brain-specific angiogenesis inhibitor 1-associated protein 2-like. The transcript is spliced from 15 exons. The record is from RefSeq and is a predicted model, not a curated record. Lineage: Eukaryota; Metazoa; Chordata; Actinopteri; Cypriniformes; Cyprinidae. Gene Ontology annotation, molecular function: cytoskeletal adaptor activity; protein binding. Gene Ontology annotation, biological process: actin crosslink formation; positive regulation of actin filament polymerization; plasma membrane organization. Gene Ontology annotation, cellular component: cytosol; nucleoplasm.
UAUAAAAGCUCCCGCAUCCUCCUCUGCCUCUGACACUCUCUGUUUGAACGAUACAGUGUCUUCUCCUCUCCUCCUCCUGUGUUUUCUCGGAAACGUUUUCCUGCAGUAGAAAUUCAAAUUCUCGUCUAUGGUUCUGACUCAAGCUUCCAAAAUGUCCCGGACCGAAGAGGUGCACCGUAUAACGGAGAACGUCUAUAAGUCCAUCAUGGAGCAGUUCAACCCUUGCUUAAGGAACUUUGUUGCCAUGGGGAAGACUUACGAGAAGGCCCUCUCCAGUGUGACAUUUGCAGCAAAAGGCUACUUCGACGCACUGGUGCGGAUGGGAGAGCUGGCCAGCGAGAGUCACGGCUCUAAGGAUCUUGAAGAGGCAGCAUGGGAUGUGCUUUUUCAGAUGGCGGAGGUUCACAGACAGAUCCAGAUGCAGCUAGAGGACAUGCUGAAAUCAUUCCACAAUGAACUGCUCACAGAACUGGAGAAAAAAGUGGAAUUGGAUGUUCGCUACUUAAAUGCAGCUCUGAAGAAAUAUCAGAUGGAACACAAAAGCAAAGGAGAGAGUCUGGAGAAGUGCCAGGCCGAACUGAAGAAACUGCGCAGGAAGAGUCAGGGCAGCAAGAACCCCUCCAAAUAUGGAGACAAGGAGAUGCAGUACGUCGAGACCAUCAGCAGCAAACAAAAUGAGCUGGAUAACUACAUCUCUGAGAGCUACAAGAAUGCCCUGUCCGAAGAGAGACGGAGGUAUUGCUUCCUUGUUGACCGUCAGUGUGCAGUGGCCAAAACGAGCAACACCUACUACACCAAGGGCAGAGACUUGCUGACGCAAAAGAUACCAUUGUGGCAACAAGCAUGUGCCGACCCAAAUAAACUCCCAGAGCGGGCGAUGCUUCUGGCUCAGCAAAUGGGCUCAGGAGUGACAGGGCCGCUGGGUCCCAGUGUCCACCACACCUCUAAAUCUAGCCUGACCAUCUCAGACCCCAUCCCUGGGGCCAAGCCACUUCCUGUGCCCCCUGAGCUCGCAGUUCUCAUGGGGAACCAACAGAUGAGGAUGAUGGGAGCAGAUAGUGUUCCCAUGGUGAAUGGCUCAGGGGUCCAUGUGGGAGAAGACUACCAACGCUGGAUGGAGACCAGAGCCGCACAUGAGAAACCAGCCCACAGACACGGCGGAGAGACCUUCUCCAACACCCUGCCUGUCCGCAAGGUUGUGCCUGUAAAGCCCAAGAACACUCUGGGUAAGUUAAAGGAAUAGUUCACCUAAAAAUGAAAAUUCUUCGUGAAUUACUCACUCUCAUGUCGUUCCAAACCCGUAAGACUCUUCUCCCAUGCCGCCGGGGACAACAGCACACUCCUCAGCUUUACGGAAGGAGACGUCAUCACACUGUUAGUGCCUGAAGCCCGGGACGGCUGGCACUACGGUGAAAACGAGAAAAACAGAAUGAGAGGCUGGUUCCCGUUCUCUUAUACCCGCAUGAUUCCUGAACCAGACAGCAAUAAACUCCAUGUUAGUUUGCAGCAUAGCAGGAGCAGCAGCACAGGAAAUCUUCUGGAGAGAGACAUGGUUUUGCCAACACCUGAUUACGGCAUGCCCACACGCUUCCUCACCCAGCAGCAGAGCACACCACACAGCCGACAGAGACCAUACAGCAUGGCGAUGCCAGGAUUCUCACAACAAGGGUUGGAGGAGUACCAGUCUCGAUUCCAAACGAGAGUGACGGAUCCUUUCCAAUUCACCACCUUUGCGCUCGCAUCUCGCCAAAGACAAAGCAAUUCCAACAGCAAGCAGAAACCCAAACUCAUUAUAACCGAAGACCUUGGAUCUCGACUCCCUUAUUAGGACAUCAAUUUGGACACACAUGGACUAGAGCGACUGUACAGAACCUUCUUACAGCAAAUUACCCACAAUCCACAGUCAAAGCAACAAAACAACCAAGCUCUGAGCUUCUGAUCAUUCAAGUAUUAUUGCCACUAGUUGAUGAUCCAUAUUAAGUGGAUUUCUGUGUAUGAGUGAAAUAAACUGAAACUUUUUUUCUUUUCUUAAUAUAUAAAAUA